AUGGUUUGGGAGUAGAAGCUGUUGAGAAGCCUCUUGCACCUAGACUUGGCCCUCCUGUACCACUUGCCGUGCGGUACCAGAGAGGACAGUCUAUGACUAGGGUGGCUGGGGUCUUUAACAAUUGUUAGGGCCUUCCUCUGACAUUGCCUGGUAGAGAGGUCCUAGAUGGCAGGAAGCUUGGCCCCAGUGAUGCACUGGGCCGUGCGCACUACCCUCUGUAGUGCCUCGCGGUCGGAAGCCAAGCAGUUGACAUACCAGGUCGUGGUGCAACCAGUCAGGAUGCUCUCGAUGGUGCAGCUGUAGAACCUUUUGAGGAUCUGAGGACCCAUGCCAAAUCUUUUCAGUCUCCUGAGGGGGAAUAGGUUUUGUCGUACCCUCUUUACAACUGUCUUAGUGUGCUAGGACCAUGAUAGUUUCUUGGUGAUGUGGACACCAAGGAACUUGAAGCUCUCAACUUGCUCCACUACAGCCCCGUCGAUGAGAAUAGGACGUGCUCGGUCCUCCUUUUCCUGUAGUCCACAAUCAUCUCCUUAGUCUUGAUCACGUUGAGGGAGAGGUUGCUGUCCUUGCACCACAUGGCCAGGUCUCUGACCUCCUCCCUAUAGGCUAUCUCGCCAUUGUCGGUGAUCAGGCCUACCACUGUUGCGUCAUCGCCAAACUUAAUGAUGGUGUUGGAGUCGUGCCUGGCCGUGCAGUCAUGAGUACAGGACGGGACUGAGUACACACCUCUGAGGGGCCCCUGUGUUGAGGAUCAGCAUGGCGGAUGUGUUGUUACCUACCCUUACCACCUGGGGGCGGCCCGUCAGGAAGUCCAGGAUCCAAAUGCAAAGGGAGGUGUUUAGUCCCAGGGUCCUUAGCUUAUUGAUGAGCUUUGAGGGCACUAUGGUGUUGAACGCUGAGCUGUAGUCAAUGAACAGCAUUCUCACAUAGGUGUUCGUUUUGUCCAGGUGGGAAAGGGCAGUGUUGAGUGCAAUAGAGAUUGCAUCAUCUGUGGAUCUGUUAGGGCGGUAUGCAAAUUGGAGUGGGUCUAGGGUUUCCGGGAUAAUGGUGUUGAUGUGAGCCAUGACCAGCCUUUCAAAGCACUUCAUGGCUACAGACGUGAGUGCUACGGGUCGGUAGUCAUUUAGGCAGGUUGCCUUAGUGUUCUUGGGCACAGGGACUAUGGUGGUCUGCUUAAAGCAUGUUGGUAUUACAGACUCAGACAGGGAGAGGUUGAAAAUGUCAGUGAAGACACUUGCCAGUUGGUCAGCGCAUGCUCGCAGUGCACGUCCUGGUAAUCUGUCUGGCCCUGCGGCCUUGUGAAUGUUGACCUGUUUAAAGUUCUUACUCACAUCGGCUGCGGAGAGAGUGAUCACACAGUCGUGCGGAACAGCUGGUGCUCUCAUGCAUUUUUCAGUGAAACAUGCCUCGAAGCGGGUAUAGAAGUAGUUUAGCUCGUCUGGUAGGCUUGUGUCACUGGGCAACUCUCGGCUGUGCUUCCUUUUGUAGUCUUUAAUGGUUUGCAAGCCCUGCCACAUCUGACAAGCGUAGGAGCCGGUGUAGUGCGAUUCGAUUGUAGUCCUGUAUUGACGCUUUGCUUCGUCGGAGGGCAUAGCGGGAUUUCUUAUAAAGUUCCGGGUUAGAGUCCCGCUGCUCUAGCCUUAAGCUAAUACUCGGAUGUUGCCUGUAAUCCAUGGCUUCUGGUUGGGGUAUGUACAUACGGUCACUAUGGGGAUGACAUCAUCGAUGCACUUAUUGAUGAAGCCAAUGACUGAUGUGGUGUACUCUUCAAUGCCAUCGGAGGAAUCCCGGAACAUAUUCCAGUCUGUGCUAGCAAAACAGUCCUGUAGCUUAGCAUCUGCUUCAUCUGACCACUUUUUUAAUGACCAUUUCACUGGUACUUCCUGCUUUAAUUUUUGCUUGUAAGCAGGAAUCAGGAGGAUAGAAUUGUGGUCAAAUUUACCAAAUGGAGGGAGAGGGAGAGCUUUGUACGCGUCUCUGUGUGUGGAGUAAAGGUGGUCCAGAGUUUUUUCCCUCUGGUUGCACAUUUAAGGUGCUGAUAGAAAUUUGGUAAAACGGAUUUAAGUUUCCCUGAAUUAAAGUCCCCGGCCAUUAGGAGCGCCUCCUCUGGAUGAGCGUUUUCCUGUUUGCUUAUGGCGGAAUACAGCUCAUUGAGUGCGGUCUUAGUGCCAGCAUCAGUCUGUGGUGGUAUGUAGACAGCUACGAAAAAUACAGAUAAAAACACUCUAGGUAAAUAAUGUAGUCUACAAAUGAUCAUGAGAUACUCUAUCUCAGGCGAGCAAAACCUCGAGACUUCCUCAUAUAUUGUGCACCAGCUGUUGUUUACAAAUAUACAUAGUCCGACCCCCCCUUGUCUUACCAGACGAUGAUGUUGUUUUAUCCUGCUGAGACAGCGUAUAACCAGCCAGCUGUGUGUUGAUAAUGUCGUCGUUCAGCCACGACUCCGUGAAGCAUAAGAUGUUACAGUUUUUAAUGUCCCGUUGGUAGUUUAAUCUUCCUCGUAGGUCAUCGAUUUUAUUUUCCAAUGAUUGCAUGUUAGCUAGUAGAACGGAAGGCAGUGGGUGUUUAUUCGAUUGCCUACGAAUUCUCAGAAGGCAUCCCGACCUCUGUACUCUUUUUCUGCGUCUUCUCUUCACGCAAAUUAUGGGGAUUUGGGCCUGUUCCCGGGAAAGCAGUAUGUCCUUCACGUCGGGGUCGUCGGACUCGUUAAUGGGAAAAAAAGCUUCUGCCAGUUCGUGGUGAGUAAUCGCUGUUCUGAUGUCCAGAAGUUAUUUUCGGUCAUAAGAGAUGGUAGCAGCAACAUUAUGUACAGAAUAAGUAAAAAAAUAUGUUACAAAUAAUGCAAAAAACAAACAAAAACACAUUUGGUUAGGAGCACGUAAAACGUCAGACAUCUUCUCCGGCGCAUUCUCCGUCCGUUAGUACGUUUGUCACAUGCGAUAUCUUAGACAGCACUAGCCUGAUUCUGACUCAACUUGGGUGAAUGAUGUGUCUUGCCAUAGAGAUCCAGCAUUAAAAAAUUACACGGAUUGGCCAGAUGGGGCGCUAUAACAAGCGAUUGAAAAUUCGGACUUUUAAAUGUCAUGCCCCUCACCCCAUUUUACCUAAAGUCAUGAAAUGUGGUACAUUGGUCCCUCUCCUCACAAGGAAGACAUUUGCUUCAGAGAUCCAUAAGGUCCGGCAUGAUGGAUUUUUUGCCAUUUAGAAUUUUGUGAAAAACACUUAAAAUGCUACUCUUCUGGCACUGAAUGACCGAUCUGCACAAACCUUGAUAUGUGGCUUAUAUGGACAAAUGUCUCUCCACGCAAUAUUUUCCAGACUACUACCUAAAACAACAUGAUCAUUAAGCAAUAAUCAUUCACCGGGGCAUGGUCAUGGUCAAAAUUUGGUACAGAUGUUGCAAACACUGUCAAGACUCAACAUAGCCAAGAACAUUCACAUCGACCAUACGGUGGCGCUAUAACGGGCACAUGUUUUGUUACUUUCAGUAUAGUCCAGUUUGAAUUGUUGUCACUAAUUGGUCCAAAGGGGAGGGUGCUGCAUCAUUCGUGGGGGACAAUGUUUACUGUUUUUGCUUACAGUUGCCUUGUUCUUUUUAACUCUGCAUUGUUGGGAAAAGCUCGUAAGCAAGCAUUUCACGGCAAAGUCUACACACGCUGUAUUCGGCGUAUCAGACAAAUUAAAUGUGAUUUUAAUUACAUUUUUCUGUCUCUUCUCUCUCUUUACAUGAUGUGUACACAUGCGCACACAGGGAGAGUGAACUUGCGUUGGUCCAGGCAGCUCACCUAGGGCUGUUUGAUUCAGGUCUGCCUUUUUUAAAACCUACCCUCGAGCUAGUAGGCAAUGGCACCUGCUCAGUUCCAGGUGAAUUUCAAUUAUCAAAACACAGUACUCCCUACCCCACUAAAAACCAUGCACACCACUAAUUCAUUCCAAGCUGACAGAAAUAUAGUAACAGUACAUGACUAUCAUUUAUGCAAAGAAAAUAAUUCAAGCUAUAGAGGAGUUAUCCCUCUUAGAUUCACAUGGUACUUUUAAGCCAUGUUCACAUUGGCAGUUUGAAUUGACUCAAAUCAAUUUUUUUUGCAAAUCCGAUUGCAAAUCCGAUACAGCCCAUGCACAUGGAAUCAGAUGUUUCAAUUCACAUUUCAAACCACCUUCAAAGGUGCUUUGAAGUCAGAUAGAAAUCUGAUUCCUGGCCAGGUGAUUUGUGUCUGAAUGGUAAAAUCUGAUUUAUUUGCCCUCAAGUGGUUUAUUAACUUUUAUUUGGCAUAUAUUGUUGCUUGCUAGCUACUCUGUUGAGAGUUUGACAAGACCAUAUGGUAGCUAAUUAUCUUGUUAAUUGCUUACAAACAAAUUAGUGAAUGUUCUAGGAAGCUUAACAGCUACCUAGCUGGCUAGUUGACUGCCUUGGCUGGCCAAAAAUGACUCAUUUUGACAGUUGGAUCAUCUUAUACUUUGACGCUUUAAAAGUGUUCUUUGAGCAUUCAAAGCAACUGGGAAACGUCCAUGGCAGAAAUUGUUGUCAUCUUAGCUUGCUACAUAACUUCUGAGUGAUGGGAAGCACGAGCACCACCACCAAUUUGCCAACACCACUGUGAACACACCUGUCGUUACCAUGACUAGCAUAGCCAUGUCAGCAAAUGACAAAUCCUAUUUGGUCACUUGUAACUUGCUAUUUGGACAGUAAGUAUUUCAAAACGGAUUUGAAAAACAAAACUGAUUUGAGCAUUAAGGCCUGCAGUGUGAACACUUCUUUAGAUGGGCGAGUGGUGUGGAUUUCAGGAUUUCUCAAAAUCCUUCAUUUUCUAAUUGGACCAAUUUUACACUUUGAUAAUAUGAUAUUUGCAUAUCAACCAGUGAACAAACAGUGGCUCCAGGUUUUCCAGCAGCAGGUUUGGAGGUGUGCUGCCUUUUGUUUACAGUUUACAAGACUCUCUUCCUGGUACGCUAGCAUCACAGGAACCUGUUGACAGAGCCAAUUGGACAAAGGUGCAAUGCAAACAGGCCAGGGGAAAAGACCAGGUUGUUCCACAGUUUGAAAAGGGUUAAUGUGGCUGAGAUGGCAGAUAAAGCUUAUUGUGAACAACACCAGCCUCAGGUUAUACAGCCCCCCCCCCCCUCACCCACCCACCCCUCUCAAUAAAGAGCAGCAGAUGUAGACAAUUACUUCCCCCUGUGACGCAGAGUGAGCUCAGGUCAGGGAGUGUGUACAGUAUGUGUGCGUGCGUGCAUGUGUUUGUGAGGGGGCUGUGACUACCCUAUGAAAAAAGGGCAGCCACAAGAGGACUUAAAUAGAGCAACAGGAGGAUGAGAUGACCACUUGUAUCCGAUGUGGAUCUGCAGGAUGUAUCUGAAGGUAAGAGGUCUUGACUCAGGUCGAAUUGGACUUAAGGGAUCCUCAACACUUUACUAUAGACCUAACUGAAAUUGAUGAAGGAUGAGGCUAAUCAAUUUUGGAAAUGUUAAUUAUAGUUUGUUCUGUAAUCAUUAAAGGUGCGAAUAAUGCAUGGAAUAUGACUCAGCAUGAAUUGUAAUGUUAUCCAUUGGUUUGUUCCCACCAGUUACGCAUGGUAACCAUGGGCUAUAUGAUGUGUCAAUAUAGUAAUGUAAGAUGUCUGAAGAUAAGAGUAAGAUUUAGAUUUCUCUGCAAACCUAAUUUGCAGAAAUUAUCAACUUAAUCCGUAAUCACCUCUGUUACUGAAAGUCAUCGUGAUUUUCAUAGAAGAUUGGUACUGUGUGUACUGUGUGUACUAUUUGUUCUUGACUAGCAAGUGGUAAAACGAGACAUGAUGGAGCUGUGAGAUUAGACAUUUGUUUAACAUAUGGACCAGUCCUUAUUUACAGUAUGUGAGCACCACGGCAGGCAAGCAGGCUGCACUUUACCUUGAUCAGAACAGAACACAGCAGGCAGGGUUCUGAGAGGGACCUGGAGGAAGUCUAAUCCUAUUGCUGAGAGAAAAAAAAACAUCCUCGGAGCCAAAUGUCUCUCCAGAAAUACCAUGCCUGACCAUCCAGGCAGCAGCCACCAGUUCACUCCAUUAGCUACCACAUCCCAGCUUAUUAAAUUGAAAUGGAUGGUGCAUGAGUGGUGGCUGCAGGGCAGGGAUAGGUAACGUUGGAGGUAGUACACUCACAGAGAGAUGAGACCCCUUCAGAUCAUUUACUAUUAAGGUUUUAUAUUUUCAGAUGAAAAGACUAUACCUGGGGUAGGUUAUCUGUAGUUAGUUUAGGACUAACUCAAAUGUAGUGGUGUAACGAUAAUGUACAGACACGGUUGUGGGGACAUAUUGUUGUGACUAAUGUUGAUGUUGUCAAAUAUGUUUUAAUAAUCAGCAUAUCUGGUUCUCAUCCGAAAAAGAGAAUUGUUCUGUAGCUAUUGGCCCAGGGAACGUGGAGAGCUAUGCCACUAUUCAACCCCUUGGCGUGGGUGCGGGAGUGGCUGCGACAGAGCAGAGGCUCCUCCAGAUUGGUGCUGGUGGUCGUGUGUGUUGCCCUGCUACUGGAUAACAUGCUGCUUACUGUUGUCGUGCCCAUCAUCCCAACCUUUUUAUAUGCCCUUGACCACCCGACACAAGACCCCUUCAUCCAGCCAAGCACACAGAGGCCAUCUGAGGAGGGCUUCACAUUGGCCUCGGUCCACUCCUUCUACGACAACACUUCCUACAGCCUCAGAGGCUCUAAGAGCAACCUGUCUGAGGCCCUCCUCUUCAACAUCUCCAGAAACUCCAGCCAGGUGAAAGGCAGCACAUGCCAGGAGGACAGUGCCUUCUUGGACAAGGAGAAUGUUCGUGUGGGACUCCUCUUUGCUUCCAAGGCUCUGGUGCAGCUUCUGAUCAACCCCUUUGUAGGUCCCCUGACCAACAGGGUUGGAUAUCACAUACCAAUGUUUGCUGGCUUCAUCAUCAUGUUUGUUUCAACAAUAAUGUUUGCCUUUUCAGGUACAUACGCCUUGUUGUUUUUUGCUCGCUCUCUUCAGGGAAUUGGUUCCUCUUUCUCCUCUGUGGCAGGGCUGGGAAUGUUGGCCAGUGUGUACACAAAUGAUGAGGAGAGAGGCGUAGCCAUGGGGAUCGCUCUGGGUGGACUGGCCAUGGGUGUCCUCAUUGGAGCGCCAUUUGGCAGUGUGAUGUAUGAAUUUGUGGGGAAGACUGCUCCUUUCUUAAUCUUGGCUUUUCUUGCAGUAUUUGAUGGAGCGUUACAGCUUUGUAUACUUCAGCCAUCAAAGAUUUCACCAGGAAGUGUGGAGGGCACUCCUUUGCUGACCCUACUGAAGGACCCCUACAUUCUCAUAAGCGCAGGCUCUCUGUGCUUCGCCAACAUGGGAGUUGCCAUUCUGGAGCCCACACUUCCCAUCUGGAUGAUGCAGACCAUGUGCUCUCCCAAAUGGCAGCUUGGGAUGGCUUUCCUACCAGCAAGCAUUUCUUACCUUAUUGGCACCAAUUUAUUUGGUUUGUUGGCUAACAAAAUGGGAAGGUGGCUGUGCUCCAUGAUUGGAAUGUUUAUUGUUGGCAUCAGUCUCCUUUGCGUUCCUUUUGCAAAGAACAUCUAUGGUCUUAUUGGUCCAAAUGCAGGCCUGGGGUUUGCUAUUGGAAUGGUGGACUCCUCUAUGAUGGCCAUAAUGGGAUACCUGGUGGAUAUUCGCCAUGCCUCGGUCUACGGCAGUGUUUACGCCAUAGCUGAUGUCGCAUUGUGUAUGGGUUUUGCCAUUGGUCCUUCGAUAGGGGGCUCCUUGGUCAGGGCCAUUGGAUUUCCUUACCUCAUGGUAUUCAUUGGCAUCAUCAACAUCUUCUACGCUCCACUGUGCUUCUUCCUGCGUAAUCCUGCCAUCAGGGAGGAGAAGAUGGCCAUCAUAGACCAGGAAUGCCCUCUGCACAGGAAGAGCUACAACACACAGAAGGAGUGUCGAGAGUUCCCUUUGAGUGACGAGAGCGAGGAGGAAACGGAGGAGUAACAUGCUCCUUGUCAACCCAACACACACAUUUUUUUUACAGUGAAAGAGCAGAGGCAUUGUUCAUAAUGCCUUUGAAUUGACAUGAUGUCUAGAAAAUACAUUUUGUUAGCACUUAUCUGUAUUCAAAGUUUCCUAAUGACCUCUGUACUUAGUUUAUUACUGGAAAUAACAAACAAUGGCACCUGUGUUUUUAAUAUGGCAUGUAUAGUGACAGUAGUGUUUGCAUUUUAUUGUGUGUGUGUGUGUGUGUGUGCAUGUGUGUGUGUGUGUGUGUGUGUGUGUGUGUGUGUGUGUGUGUGUGUGUGUGUGUGUGUGUGUGCGUGUGCGUGUGCGUGCGUGUGCGUGUGUGUGUGUGUGUGUGUGUGUGUGUGUGUGUGUGUGUGUGUGUGUGUGUGUGUGUGUGUGUGUGUGUGUGUGUGUGUGUGUGUGCAUGAACUUGGUUACUUUCAGUUACUCUCUGUCAGAUGUCUGUGAAUAAUUUAGCUUAAUGUACUAAGAGGUAAAAGGAACACUUGUGCAGGCUCAACAAACAUUAAAACCUACUAUAAGCUUGAAAAUUAUGUCUUUACAUACAUUUGGCAUUUGAUUGUAGCUACGUUUAUGUUCCUUUGUUGAGCCUACCUUAUGAAUCAGUAGCUUUCAAUGUUUGAAAUAUGAACGUCAAGAUAUGUUCAAUGUGUAUCCGGAUAACUAAUUGGUCUAGAUCCAGAACAAUGCUUAUUCCUAGGCCUACUCCUAAUUGCUGAAUAUAACCUAUCCACGAUCAUGAAAGCGGAAUAUUUAAUUCACAUCGCUCGACUAGAGAACAAUGCUUGUUCAGAGCUCAUAAAAGCUCAGAGCUUUCAGUUCAAAUGCUGUAACAUGUAAUAUCCUCUCUUCUAGUGUGUCUCCCUGUAUCAACCAAUCGGCUGCUGUCUGGUAUAGUGCAAGAGCUAUCUCGCCUCACCUUUAAUUUCCUCUUUGGCUGUAGCAAGUCUCUGUCCCAAAUGGCACCCUAUUCACUAUGUAGUGCACUACUUUGACCAGGACCCAUAGGGCUCUCGUCUAAAGUAGUGCACUAUAUAGGGGAUAGCCUAGGGUCCCAUUUGGGACACAUCCUCUGUGUUGGGUCGGUUUACUUCUAACCAAGGAGUGGAAAUUAUGAACACAAAGAGGCAAAGAUGAGAUAAAGAGAGCAAGAUUGGCAUCGUUGUGGCUAAAAGGCCUCAAAUCUUCUUGGCCCACAUAAAUAACAUAUUGCCACUACAAGCUCAUGUGAUGCGAAGCAAAUUGUCAAAGCCAAAGUAUAUAUUUGAUUGCACGUUAUAAAUGCCAAAUGAAGUCUUAUUAAAUGUAUCUGGAAAACAAAAUAAAAAGUAAACUACAAUGAAUCAAGAGGAACACUCCAAUUUUACUCUUUAUACUGUAGUUUGAAUAAAGGAACGUUUCACCAGAAGACUCAAAUGAGAGGCUAUUUCAAAAUGGUGGAAGUUUUAUUUGAGACGCCACAUUUUAUUUUUAUUUAACUAGGCAAGUCAGUUAAGAGCAAAUUCUUAUUUUCAAUGACUGCCUAGGAACAGUGUGUUAACUGCCUUGUUCAGGUGUAACGGUCCUGACCUGUUUUAUGUUGUUUUUUAUAUGUUUAUGGUCAGGGCAUGUGUUUUGGGUGGGCAGUCUAUGUUAUCUGUUUCUAUGUUGGUUUUGGGUUGCCUGGUAUGGCUCUUGAUUAGAGGCAGGUGGUUUGCGUUUUCCUCUAAUUAAGAGUCAUAUUUAGGUAGGGCGUUCUCACUGUUUGUUUGUGGGUGAUUGUCUCCUGUUUCUGUGUCAAUGUUACACCAUACGGGAUUGUUUCGGUUUGUUCGUGCGUUUAUGUAGUCUGUUCCUGUGUCGGCGUGCUUCGUGUAUUUGUAAGUUCGUUUGUUCAGGUCUGUCUACAUCGUUUUGUUAUUUUGUUAGUUAUAUCAAGUAUAGUUCGUUUUCGUCUUAGUUUGGUCUGUUUUGUUUAUUUAAUAAAUAAUCAUGUAUUCACAA
Molecule: messenger RNA, 9961 nt
Organism: Salvelinus fontinalis (brook trout)
Lineage: Eukaryota; Metazoa; Chordata; Actinopteri; Salmoniformes; Salmonidae
Product: chromaffin granule amine transporter
Exons: 15
Coding region: 6404-7951 (515 amino acids)
Biological process (GO): xenobiotic transport; transmembrane transport; aminergic neurotransmitter loading into synaptic vesicle
Cellular component (GO): terminal bouton; synaptic vesicle membrane
Molecular function (GO): xenobiotic transmembrane transporter activity; serotonin:sodium:chloride symporter activity
Source: RefSeq, a predicted model, not a curated record